ACGCCGUAUCGAGGUGUAGCUUCAGGUAUCUAAAGGGAAAAGGGCAGUAACAGGCAACCUCAUACUACGUUUAAAACCCUAGUUUUAUCUUCGCCGCUCGGAUCUGGGUCCUGGCUUCGUAUCGGAAAGAGCCGAGAAAGACGAUCCGAAUCCUGCCAGCGGGUAAAAUGAAUGUGUAAAAAAACCUGGUUUUACAAUUUUCUCGGCGGCCCUGGCUGGGAUCUCGCGAGAGCACCGCGGCACCUCUCGCGAUAGGUGGACUCGGGAGGAGAAGAGGGAGAUCUGAGCGGCACGGCGGCGGUGGCGGCGGCGAACAGCGGACAGCGGACAGCGGACAGCGGUAGACUCCUAGACAGUGGGGAGGAAAGGUGAUCAUGGAAAAUCUUGAGGAAAAUACUGCUGUCCUUUCUAGCUUGAGGACUUUGGAAGACUUCAUUUCAAAACCAGAUGUGGAGGGUGGAUCUAGCCUGAAUGUGCAGUAUCAGCAGAGCAUGCAAUUGGAAGAAAGAGCUGAGCAGAUUCGUUCAAAGUCUCACCUUAUCCAGGUAGAACGGGAGAAGAUACAGAUGGAGUUGAGCCAUAAAAGGGCUAGAGUUGAACUUGAGAAGGCAGCAACAACUAAUGCCAGGAAUUAUGAGAGAGAAGCUGACCGCAACCAGGAGCUCCUGACCCGUAUCAAACAGCUUCACGAGAGACAAGUAGAAAUGGAGAAUAAAUUGAAGGAACAGACUGAAAUCAACAGGUCUUGUAAACAGAAUCUGGACACUGCAAAUAAGAAGCUUCAGGAGAAAGAGAACAAGUUAGCUGAAGCUAAUGAGACCAUCAGUGAAUUAAAGGUGAAAAUUUCUGAGUUGCAGUGGAAUAUAAUGAACCAGGAGAUGCAAGUGAAGAAUUUGGAAUCCCAGAAGCAGGAGCUGAUGGAGCAGUUAGAUGUGCAGAACAAAAAAUGUCAGGAAACCAACCAGAGAGUCCAGGAGCUCCAAGCAAAUCAGUGUCUUAUUGUUGACAAUGAACAGAAAAUCAAAGAACUAGAGCAGAAGCUGUCUCUGCAGGAGCAGGAUGCUGCCAUUGUGAAGAACAUGAAGUCAGAACUUGUACGUUUCCCAAAGAUGGAGAGAGAAGUAAAACAACUAAGGGAGGAAAAUGCCUACCUGAGUUCCUUUGAAGACUUUUUGUUCAUGUUCUUUGACUACUUUCCUAUUAGAGAAAUGAAAGAGAACAAUGGCUUGUUGAAAGAAGAAGUAGAAGGACUUCAGAGAAAACUGGAACGUCAUGAGAAGCUACAGGAAGAUAUGGUGGCCUUGGAAUUAGAGAAGGAGAAACUACUGGAAAAGCUGAAAAGUUGGGAGAGAAUGGACCAAAGUAUGGGCUUAAAUAUCAGGACCCCUGAAGAUCUCUCCAACUACAUUGUGGCUCUGCAACAGAGGGAGCUUGAAUUGACAGACAAAAGCACCAGCAUCACAAGCAGUGCUCGCAUAUUGGAAAAGAUGCGUCAGCAGCUACAAGAAGAUUUACUUAAGGUCCAGAGUCAACUGGUAGAGGAAAGGAAGAAGCGGGAGUACAACGAAGGCCUGGCUCGGCGUCUUCAGAAGCGAGUUUUCCUUUUGACAAAGGUAGCAGUUCAAGAGCGAGAUGUAAUGAGAUCUAUCUUGAACUCCUUUGAAAAUGAUCUUUCUCCAGCAGAGCACUCUCCCCAGUUGACCCUUCAAGUCCGUGAAGCUGAGGACAUGGUGCAGAAUUUGCAUGCUCAUUCUGCUGAGAUGGAGGUUCAACUAUCUCAAGCCCUAGAAGAAUUAGGGGAACAGAAAGGAAGAGCUGACAUGCUGGAGAUGGAGCUAAAAAUCUUGAAAUCUCAGACCGGUUCAGUUGAUCAGAGCUUGUUUGUGUCCAAUGAUGAGUUGAACGCCCUCAGGUUAAAGGUUGAGGAGCUGGUAACCGCACGAAAUAAGUUAGAAGAGGAGAAGAAAAAUCUUGAGAUGCAGCUUGAGCAAUUGACCCUCCAGGGUUACUAUGACCAGAGCAAAACAAAAGUAAUCCACUUGAGUAAGAAUCCAGCCAGCCUUGCCAAAGGACGACUCAAGAUGGAGCAGCAGCAGCUGCAGGAAGAGUGCCAGCAACUCCAGGAGCUGGUCCGGGUCCUAGAAGGAGGUGGCGCCAUUCCCAACAAAUUGGAAGGGGUUGGAUGUUUGCAGCCUUCACAGGAGAUUUCAGAUCUGAAGAAGCAAUUGGAAAGUGCUGAACUGAAAAAUCAACGCCUAAAGGAAGUUUUCCAGACCAAGAUCCAAGAAUUCCGUAAAGUCUGCUAUACCCUGACAGGCUACCGUAUAGACUUCACCACUGAGAACCAGUACCGUCUUACCUCUAUGUAUGCAGAGCACAAAUCAGACUGUCUCAUUUUUAAGGCCUCAAGUCCCUCAAGAACCAAGAUGCAACUUCUGGAGACAGAGUUCUCUCGCACCAUCCGUGAGCUCAUCGACCUCCACCUGCUGCAGCAGGACAGCAUCCCUGUGUUCCUCAGCUCAGUGACCCUUGACCUCUUCAGCCGCCAGACAAUCACCUAAGCCAGGCUGCCUUAUUGGGAUUCCAGUGCCUUAAGCAGAGGCCACGAGAGCUUGAGGCUACCCUUAUCCCCCCCCCCAAAGGUUUAAAGUAUCCCCCAUUUUCACAUUGCUUUGAUUGAAAAGGAUACGAAGAGAGCAGGUGACCUUGCUUUUUAGAUUCCAUUUGUCUCACCCCUCACUGAUGUCCCAAACAUCCUCUCCUGUCCCACCUGACCUAAUCCUAUCACCCUGGCUUUUGAUAUCUGUAGAUCACCAUCUGUCGCUUCCCCAGAUAUUACCACAGAGCAGUGCAUGCUGCUCUCUCCAGGGCCUCCUCUUUCCUGGGUUGUAUCCCUUAGCCCCCACAGAUGGUGACAGCCCCAGAAACUCAUUGAUAGCAUCCAGGAGCCCAUUCCUCAGGGAGCCCCCAUUAGGGGCACCAGCAGCCCCCAAAAGUUAAACCACUUGUAAGAACUGAUCAACCUCGAGGAAGGUGACCUCAGGGCCUUAACUUUGUUUUCUUUGAGGUGACACCUUAUCAAGACCCUCAAAUCCAUUCCUUAUCCAUGGCUGUCUCCUCUUCUUACUUCAAUGUGCCUUAUAGACCGAGCUUAGAUCUCACUGGACAUCUUAUCCUGUCUGGUCUUCAAGACAGACUCCUAGAAGUGAGAGGGGGCGGUUGAGGGGUCAAGUGAUUGCCAUGGGACCCUGUGGGCCUGCCCCCUGCCUUUCUUCCCCUCCCCCCAUAACUGCAGUCCCAUCCCCCCUUCCCCCCAGGAUCUGCCUCCUCUAUCAGCACAGCUUGGGAAUCUGGGAAACAUUAUCUACUGAUGAGGCAUUUGUUUAUCUUUGCACAAUAAAGUUUCCUUCCACCUCCUA
Monodelphis domestica (gray short-tailed opossum) is the source of this 3419-nucleotide messenger RNA. The record is from RefSeq and is a predicted model, not a curated record. NCBI's taxonomy places the organism in Eukaryota, Metazoa, Chordata, Mammalia, Didelphimorphia, Didelphidae.